AUGGCAUCUGGUUCGACAAAUUCAAAUUCAGACCGUGAAGACAAUGCGACUGGAGGUGAAGGAGGUGAUGAUUUGAACAAAUUGAGACUAGAACGACAACAAUUGGCUAACCAACAAAAAGAAUUGGACAAGUCUUUGCGUGAUAAGCAGCAGCAGGACGCGAUGAUGGCAGAAAUUCGACGUUUGACGGAAGAAAAUGAUAGACAACGUCAAUUGGUAGAAAGAUUGUCGGCAGUAGAACCAAUUCAACAAAAUCAAAAUAUUGAAAGAAGAGUUGAAGCCGCGUUAGCUCAGCUAGAUUUAACUUAUGAAGAAAGAGAACGUGAAAAACCUCGAAAUUCACAGUCUUACAGCAACAAUUCGUAUAAUACCAGCGAAAUCAAUAAACCAGGUCACAUUAACGCACAACCGAAAUAUCAACAGAUAAGUCAACAUAACGGGGUAUCCACCAAUCCAAAUUUUCAAAAUACUGUACCAACAGCUGUUAGUUUUUGUUUACCCAACACAAGUUAUCCGCCACCUACUUACUUUGGACAAAAUCAAAGGUCGAAUGGAUAUCAUUUACCAACAGGGAAUCAUAAUAAUAACAAUAGUAAUAACCAACAACAAAAUUUAAACUGA
This is a messenger RNA of Neodiprion virginianus, 621 nucleotides long. RefSeq names its product serum response factor homolog A-like. The transcript is spliced from 2 exons. The record is from RefSeq and is a predicted model, not a curated record. NCBI's taxonomy places the organism in Eukaryota, Metazoa, Arthropoda, Insecta, Hymenoptera, Diprionidae. Bases 1 to 621 code for a protein of 206 amino acids.